AUGUCUACCAGACCUGUUCUCAGAGCGCUCGCUCGCACUUCAAAACUGCAACACCGAUCACUCUCGACCACUCAAUCAUGUCUUGCCAGAAAGCACCCGAAUGGCUACGCCCCACCUGCACGAGAAGAUCUAGAAGAACUGCGUGAGAGGACCAGAGAGUUUGCUCGUNUCCGCGAGAUUCCCGAAGAUGUUGCUGUCAAGACAGACCAUGACAAUGCGUUCCCUAACGACAUUCUGCUAGGAAUUACCGCUGAUGAAGAUUAUGGCGGUCUUGCCAUGGGCUACCAAGCACAUUGCACUGUCAUGGAAGAGCUAUCCAGAGCAUCAGUGGGUGCUCUGGCAAUGUCUGAAGUCUCGGCUGGAAGUGAUGUCGUCAGUAUGAAGACGACAGCCAAGGAAGUUGAUGGCGGUUAUCUCUUGAACGGCACAAAGUUCUGGAUCACCAAUGUAAGUGCAUAUGGCAGACUUCCUGAGCGUCACUGA
Aureobasidium uvarum is the source of this 483-nucleotide messenger RNA. The record is from the annotation of a GenBank genome assembly. Lineage: Eukaryota; Fungi; Ascomycota; Dothideomycetes; Dothideales; Saccotheciaceae.